This is a messenger RNA of Colias croceus (clouded yellow), 1250 nucleotides long. RefSeq names its product aldo-keto reductase AKR2E4-like. Bases 187 to 1185 code for a protein of 332 amino acids. The record is from RefSeq and is a predicted model, not a curated record. Gene Ontology annotation, molecular function: aldose reductase (NADPH) activity. Gene Ontology annotation, cellular component: cytosol. Lineage: Eukaryota; Metazoa; Arthropoda; Insecta; Lepidoptera; Pieridae. The transcript has 7 exons.
GUGGCACAAGCCUAUCUUUCAGAAAUGGUUGAUAAAGAAUAUUAAAAAACGAUAUAAAUGUUGAGUCGUUUUAGAUUCCACAAAACAACCACUUGUGUGUACAAUUAUCUUCCAUAUUUAUUUAAAUAAAUAAUAUUUGAAGUGAAAAGUAAUGAAGUUAAUCGGAUAAAAAUACAACGAUUUAUCAUGUAUUUCUUGAAAUUCAAUAUGAUUUUCUUGGUGCAAAUAUUUCUUCUAUUUGAAUCGAUACAUUGUAUGAAGGAAGGACCCAGUAUCCCAUUUUUGAGCUUGAACGAUGGCAACAAAUUACCGACGAUGUCUUUUGGAACCUACCUUUUGAAAGGUGAAGUGGGCCGUCAAUCAGUAAUACGUGCUGUGGAAUCAGGCUUGAGAUUUAUCGACACAGCAGCCUAUUAUGAUAACGAAGAAGAUGUAGGAGCUGCUAUUGCUGAUCUUAUUCAGAGGAAAGUCGUCACGCGAGAGGAAAUCUUUGUUAGCACUAAGCUAUGGAGUGCUAGUCAUGCAAGAGACCAAGUGGUGCCGGCACUUAAGGAGUCGCUACAAAGGCUUGGACUGGAUCAUGUCGAUCUCUACCUUAUUCACACUCCGAUGGCUGCAACUGAAAAUGGCACAUUUCUAUGUACGGAUUAUUUAGAAACUUGGCAGGGAAUGGAAGAAGCGAAGAAACUGGGUUUGGCGAAAUCUAUUGGUGUAUCAAAUUUUAACAGUAGGCAAAUCAAUAGAAUCAUAGCGUAUGGAAACAUAGUUCCUGCUGUUAAUCAAAUAGAGGGAAAUCCGUCUUUUCCCAACAUACCAUUAGUGGCAUAUUGCCAACAAAAAGGCAUUGUUGUUAUGACGUAUUCUCCUAUGGGAUUCCUAGUCCCUCGAGGACGUGGACAAGAAGAACCAAUUGGGCCGUCAAUAAAUAAUACAGUUUUAGUUGGCAUUGCUCAGAAGUAUGGCAAAACUGUAAUACAAGUCGUUCUUCGGUAUCAGAUUGACCGUGGCACUAUUCCAAUAUCAAGGACGCAAAAUCCUGAGCAUUUGAAGGAAAAUAUAAAUAUAUUCGAUUUCAGUCUCACAGAUAACGACAUAGCAAGGAUCAAUGAAAUGGAUGUUGAUGUGAAAGUGUUCACUUUAGCAUUGUUAAGACACCAUCUUUAUUAUGGUAUUUACACACCAUAGGCUUCUGAUACAGAAAAAAUGUACUUAAAAAUAAAAUAAUCAUGAUUAAAUGUGUAUGUAUGCAA